GACCGUGCUCACUCCGUGGAAAAGGGCGCUGAGCUCGUGCAAAAGGUGCUCAUGCACCACAUCAGCAUUCCAGCGCUGAAUAAGUGGACGACAGCUUGUUUCGGCAGUUUGCCGCAAGAAGACUCGUCGGAGUCCGAAGAUCCAGGCGUUGCGGUGGGGCAGCCUGUCGAUCAGACGAGAAGGUGGCGCAAGCUUGCCCGCAGGCGGCAGAAGAAGUCAGCCAUCUUCUUGAAGGAUCCGGAGUCUCAGUUUCGCACACUCAGCUGGACGGUGUUAACUGCACCGGUGAUGCGCAUACAUUUCUCGCUGUUCAAGCAUUCCACGUGGCUCACGGAGCGCAAAAGAAACCCUCAAGCAGAUGAAAGUGAGGCAUCCAGUGCCUUCGGCAUGGUGGCCGCGAAGCCCACCAGGAGAGCACUGUCUGCUUACGCAGACAUGAUGCAAUCAACCGAGAAUGAUGCCUGGUUGCCUCUGGCAGGGUUUUACGGCCGGGUGCUGGAUUGGCCUCAGGCCCGGUUGCGAACCACCCGGCGCACUGUAUGCACCAUCAUUGGCCAACUUUGGCGAAAGCUUGAUGAGCCCUGGCAGCGAUAUCCUUGGAAGCUGCUCGGCUUGUUGGACAGCGAAGACACGACCAGAAGAGCAUGCGCAGCACACUUGCUUGCGAGCAAGAGAUGCUGCCUGGACAAUUUCUCCGAGAAGUUGCGUGAAACUUGUCCCUCGGUGGAUCAGUUGCUAUCAGAACAAACGCUCGCGUUUCUGGAGGCGGUCUUUGACCGGGUUGUCCCCACAUCAACGUACGUCGAAAGGCACUACGCCGAAACCAUGAGCCGCCUAGUUGAUUCGUGGCGCAAGAAGCGCAUACAUGCUGGAUUGCAAGCUCGACCGAGGCGCGCUUGGUCGCUCCUUUCUGGUGAGGAGAAGAGUCGGUGGAAACAACAAGCCAAAGUGCAGAAUGCAGCCGCACGCGUCCGCCGAAAUGCAGAGCGUGCGGAUGAAGUUGAAGGGCAGCAGCAAGACUUCGCAGGGGGUCCUUGGAACAUUGGUUCCACAGAAGGCUUUCCGCUGGCCCGCCACGUUGUUGCAGACAACCAGCAUCGGCAGCAGGAGCUUGUGAAGCAGUUCAAGGAUCGGACAGAUGUGCUUCAGCCGGACAACCUGGACAGUCUGGAAGGUGCGCCUGAAACGCAGUACAGCCUGUUUGCAGCCUGUGGAAGCAAUGCCUGUUUCCAGAGUUUGUCUGAGAGGCUUCAAGCCGGGUUAGAGAACUUCCACAAACUCUUGGUCUUCACAAUCCUGAACAAGGGACCUGCUCCGCUGAGCGCGACAGCCGAACCGCUGGUCCUUGCCUUCAAAUCAGAGCAUGCCAGCACCACUGAAUAUUUUGUAGUAGCUUAUAAUACAAGGAGAUCGCCCGUGGAGGCGGCAAUGCUGCAAGUGGAAGUCGACCACAAUGAGGAUGUGCCCGAGGGCAUCUCCAAGUCGUUGAAGAUCAGCCUGUCUCCAGGCAACCUUUUUGUGUUUUUCACAAACAGGUCGCUUUGCUUGCGAUUGUUUCAGGUCGCCACGGAUUGGGACAUGUACACACUGGACAUAGGUCCUGUGCGGAAGCUGUGGCACUUCGAUGUCCGGGGUGAGGAGCGAGUUGAGCCGGACGGGGCGCAUCGAGAAAUGCGAGCCUCCGGUGAUGUUGCAGCGGCUGUGCAGGCGCUGCGUCUCAUGUCAAGGAAGCCACCCAAGAGACGCAAUCGCGACACAGAUCCGGCUCGGCCCACAAAGAAGCCUAAGACUGCCAAGCAAGGUGAGGCAGACGGUGCACUGGACAGCAAAGAGCAGCCAGAGGCCGAAGAGGCAGAUGAGGCCUCAUGCAGCAGCGUUGGCAGUUCCUGCAGCGAGCGCGAAGCCAGCGAUUGCGAAGCCGAUGUCGCUGUUUCCGUGCUUGCAUCAGCGCCUGCAGCUGGCUCUGAGCGAGCAUCGUCUUCGACAGACCCGGCACCUGGUGCGGCUCCUCGAGAACGGUCUGGUGCCCUUCAGCAGCGCGUGCCACGUGCCACAGCGUGGGGGGAUGCACCUGCAUUUCAAAUUGCACCGCUCUUUGCUGAUAACGUGCACAUCGGCUGGCGCGCGACCUGCGGCCGCCAUCACGAUGACGGCACGCGUGUGUGGCCAUGCCGGAAAACGAUCAACUUCGGGAGCGGCUCUGCCCGCAUCCCCGAUACAGAGUGCAUCUUAAGGUUGAAGCGUUGGCUCGUGGCCGGGUUAGAAGACAAGAACUGGGGGAAAUGUCCUCGCUCUGUCCAUAUUUCGCAGGGCGGCUGGCUGCUGCAGCAGUUCGAGCAAGGCCUGUCUGAGGCUGAGCUGGAUGCUCGAGUGGGCCACGCUGCAGCGUGA
Symbiodinium necroappetens is the source of this 2391-nucleotide messenger RNA. NCBI's taxonomy places the organism in Eukaryota, Dinophyceae, Suessiales, Symbiodiniaceae. The record is from the annotation of a GenBank genome assembly.